Messenger RNA from Capsicum annuum, 1063 nucleotides. Its product is annotated as expansin-like B1. Bases 78 to 836 code for a protein of 252 amino acids. Gene Ontology annotation, biological process: sexual reproduction. The transcript has 4 exons. Gene Ontology annotation, cellular component: extracellular region. Lineage: Eukaryota; Viridiplantae; Streptophyta; Magnoliopsida; Solanales; Solanaceae. The record is from RefSeq and is a predicted model, not a curated record.
CAAUUCUCAUCCACUUCUUGGAAUCUUAAUAUUCCUUUUGAAUUUUCUAAGUAAUUUUGAAAUUUAUCAUAUUAGAUAUGGUUUUCACUAAUAGCCAUUGCAUUUUUCUACUUGUGACAUUGAUAAUUUGUCCUGCAAUUUGCUAUAGCCAAGAAGCCAAUUCUCUCUAUACUAGAGCAACUUAUUAUGGCAGCCCUGAUUGCUAUGGAACCCCUAGUGGAGCAUGUGGAUUUGGUGAAUAUGGGAGGACAAUUUAUGAUGGCAAAGUGAGUGGAGUCUCUGGGCUCUACAAGAAUGGAACUGGCUGUGGUGCUUGCUAUCAGGUUAGGUGCAAAGUACCAAGUCACUGCACAGACGAGGGGACAAAAAUAGUAGUGACAGAUUAUGGUGAAGGAGACCAUACAGAUUUUAUACUAAGUGUACGUGCUUAUACAGAAAUGGCUACUCCAGGAAUGGCUAAUCAUUUAUUGGCUUAUGGAGUUGUUGAUGUUGAAUAUCGAAGGAUUCCUUGUAGGUACUAUGGUUACAAUUUAAUGAUUAAAGUUCAUGAGAACAGCAGGUUUUGUAAUUAUUUGGCUAUUGUACCAAUCUACCAAAGUGGUGCAUUUGACGUUGAAGCUGUCGAGGUUUGGCAGGCAGAUUGCAAGGAAUGGAAAGGGAUGAGAAAGGCAUAUGGAGCAGUAUGGGACAUGCCAGAUCCACCAAAAGGAUCACUCACUUUCAGAGUUCAAGUUAGUGUCAAUGGAGAGGCAGCCAAAUGGGUGCAAUUGACUGAUGUUCUUCCUGAUGAAUGGAAGGCUGGCAUUGCCUAUGACACUUACCUUCUCCUUGACUAAAUUACAGGACUAGAUUUACUUACACACAAAACUUUAUCACAAUAUGAUGUUUCCUACUAUUGUUUUAAUUAGUUUCUGUUUUAUAAUGUCUUGUGGUUUGCUUUUGUCCUUAUUUAAGCGUUUUCAUCAAAUAGACCAUAGAAGAUUAAGUAAAUUGUAAUGUUGUAGGGUCUGCAUCGUGGUGAAUUGUGUUCUGGUCAUAUAAAUAAAAAAUUAUAAUUUUAUCA